Molecule: messenger RNA, 1611 nt
Organism: Adineta steineri
Lineage: Eukaryota; Metazoa; Rotifera; Eurotatoria; Adinetida; Adinetidae
Source: the annotation of a GenBank genome assembly
AUGGUCGGAUUUGACGCGAAAAAUAAAGAAACAAUCAAUCCAUUAUAUCUAUGUCGAUCAUGCAAUCUCAUUUUAAGAGAACCAUUUCAACUUUUAUGUGGUCAUCGGCAAUGCAAAACAUGUAUUGAGGCUACUGAAGGGGAUGUGGUGAAAUGUGCUGAAUGCUCAGAAGAAUCACCAAAAAGCGAAAUAAUGCCGGAUCGUGGAUUUAGAAAUGAUAUGAAACUUUUACAAAUUGCUUGUUCGUUAUGUGAUUGGAAUAGUUUAUUCAAAGAUUAUGAGGAACAUUUGAUAAAAACACAUCCAAAUCCAGUGUGUGAGUUUUGUCAAGAGAAAUUCAAUUCUACAACUAGACUUGACGAACAUAAACAAAAAGAGUGUACGAAAAUUACUGUGUCUUGUCCUCUCAAAGAAUAUGGUUGUGCGGAAUCUAUCCUUCGAGUUCAACUAACAGACCAUUAUUUAACUGAUCAACAUCAAACUGCGAUAGUCAAUGUUGUGAAACGUUCAGGUUUUAAAACAGCAAGUGAUCAACAUGAACGAAUGUCAACCAUGGAUGUUGAUAUGGGACAAGGAGCAUCUAGUUCAAUGAUGACAACAACAAAUGAAACUAUGAAUAGUCAGAUGCAAGAGAUUUAUGAAGCGAUCAAUAUUCUUGCUAGUGGAAUUCAAACACUAAAUGAUGAUACACAACGUCUUAGCACUGAUUCAGUUAGAUUACAAAGUUCAGUUGAAUUAUUAACACAAGAUUUUGCAACACUAAAAUUAAGCGUUGAAGAACAAGGCGCUUUUCUAGAUGGUAUCAAACCAAAUCAAGAAAUUCUUCAACAAGAAGUUGCAUCAUUAAAACAGAAAAUUGAUGAUAUGCAAUAUGUCUCUUAUGAUGGAACAUUAAUAUGGAAAAUAACAAGUUUUAAUGAGAAAAUGAUGGAUGCUCAAUCCGAACGACAGACAUCAAUAUAUUCACCACCAUUUUAUUCCUCACCUACUGGAUAUAAGAUGCGAGCUCGGUUAUAUCUUCAUGGGGAUGGUAAUGCUCGACGAACGCACAUGUCACUCUUUUUUGUUCUUAUGCGUGGCCCAAAUGAUGCCAUAUUGAAGUUUCCUUUUAACUAUAAAGUUACAUUCUGUCUCUAUGAUCAAACACCACAACAAAGGCAUAUAAUUGAUUCUUUUCGACCAGAUAUCAAAUCUAACAGUUUUCAACGACCGAGGUCAGAGAUGAAUAUCGCAAGUGGUAUUCCUAAGUUUUUUCCACUGGCAAUGAUACAACAAGAAGGUAAUCCAUAUGUUAAAGAAGAUACAAUGUUUAUCAAAAUUAUGGUUGACUUUGGUGAUAUGCCAAAAACGUUAUUACCAUAUGCAUUAAGUUUAAAUCCUGGACUACCAAUGCAUAUUCAACAAACAUUGGUUAAACAAGAAGCAGAAAGACGAACACAACAACAACAACAGGCUCAACAAGCACCAACAUCUCCAGUAAAUCGUCCAGGUGCGACGGGUUUGCCGCAAAAUACUGAAACACAAUUACCACAAAUAUUUGCUACAACAUCACCAUCGAAUAUAUCAAAUGAUAACUCAAAUAACAGCAAUGAUGGUUCGCAGUUGGGGUAG